AAACAAGAAGAAGAGGGACCUCGUUUUAUUUCUCCCCGUGUCGAGUACUCAUAUUUCCGACCGUCCCUGAAGUGCACACCGUCCCGCAGCUGAAGUGAUCCUCCCGACCGACACCAACCAACCACCCACCCGCCACCUCCCCUCCUCCUCACCCGGGUACCCGACACCUUCAGCCGGCCAUGGCGCUCCGGAGCUUCUUCGUGGGAGGAAACUGGAAGAUGAACGGCGACAAGGAGAGUCUGGAGCGGCUGAUGUGCACCCUGAACACCGCGAGCCUGGACGACCGGACCGAGGUGGUGUGCGGCGCUCCCUCCAUCUACCUGGACUUGGUUCGGUCCGGUCUGGAUCUCAGGAUCGGCGUCGCAGCCCAGAACUGUUACAAGGAGGCCAAGGGAGCCUUCACAGGGGAGAUCAGUCCGGCCAUGAUAAAGGACUGCGGGGCCGACUGGGUGAUCCUGGGACACUCUGAGCGCCGCCACGUCUUCGGGGAAAGCGACGAGCUGAUUGGUCAGAAGGUGGCUCACGCUCUGGCGAGCGGCCUGGCGGUGAUCGCCUGCGUCGGGGAGAAGCUGGAGGAGCGCGAGGCCGGCACCACCGAAGAAGUCGUCUACGCUCAGACGAAGGUCGUUGCAGAGAACGUGACGGACUGGGGGAAAGUGGUGCUGGCCUACGAACCCGUGUGGGCCAUCGGCACAGGCAAGACGGCUUCACCUGAGCAGGCUCAGGAGGUCCACGAGAAGUUGCGUGCGUGGCUCCGAGCCAACGUCUCGGACGACGUGGCCGACUCUGUGAGGAUCAUCUACGGAGGUUCAGUAACGGCGACAAACUGCAGAGAGCUAGCAUCUCAGGGCGACGUGGACGGCUUCCUGGUGGGCGGAGCCUCUCUCAAGCCGGAGUUCGUCGACAUUAUAAACGCGCGUGCGUAGCGUUGCGUGCGUAGCGUUGCGUGCGUAGCGUUGCGUGCGUAGCGUUGCGUGCGUAGCGUUGCGUGCGUAGCGUUGCGUGCGUUGCGUGGCGUGCGUGGCGUGCGUUGCGUGCGUAGCGUGGCGUGCGUUGCGUGCGUAGCGUUGCGUGCGUUGCGUGCGUAGCGUGCGUAGCGUUGCGUGCGUAGCAUUGCGUGGCGUGCGUUGCGUGGCGUGCGUUGCGUGGCGUGCGUUGCGUGGCGUGCGUAGCAUUGCAUGCGUUGCGUGGCGUGCGUAGCGUGGCGUGCGUUGCGUGCGUAGCGUGGCGUGCAUUGCGUGCACGUGGCUCCAUUGAGACCAAAGAAAAACGCCCUUUAGAUUUUAUCCACAGACGUGUUGAAUUAGAUUGUUUUUAUUUUGAAAAAUAAGUGUUGAAUACACUAAAUAUGUACGUUUUCUGCACACUUUGCUCUAUAAUGUGAUAUUACAGCACAGACUCAAACUCCUUUAGGUCUGUUUCUACCAGUUACUGCAUCAAAAUAUCAUGCAGCUUGAUUUGUGUGGAUUUUAAAGGUCAGUAAACAUCAAACUGUUUGCGGCCCGAUUUUAAAUUAAAGAGGACGUGAGUUCAGCUUCAGGGGAUAAAAAAUAGUCUGAGCGGUUUCCUGUUUUUGUUUUCUUUAUUUAGAAGAAAUGUUGACGCAAACACGGUUUCCUUCAUCUUUUCCUCGUGAAAGGAAACACUGGCGUCGUUUUAAAGUUUCAGGAGUUCAUUUUGAGGAAUCUGUGUGUCGCCAGCACUCUUCGUAACUGUCACUUCAGGGCCCUUCAGAAUAAAAGCUCUGGAUAGAAUGUGAUUACAGUAGCAUAUAAAAAAAUAUUUCCGUUGUCACUGAGCUCACUCACUCACAUCGGGGACUUUUAUUGUGAAGUUGUAGAAGAUGUAGUUAACACACUGGACCUGAAUGAAUAAAUAAAACACGGAAAGACAUUUUGUUGG
Messenger RNA from Cyclopterus lumpus (lumpfish), 1902 nucleotides. It is a transcript of the gene tpi1a, whose product is annotated as triosephosphate isomerase 1a. Gene Ontology annotation, molecular function: triose-phosphate isomerase activity. The transcript has 7 exons. The record is from RefSeq and is a predicted model, not a curated record. Gene Ontology annotation, cellular component: cytosol. Gene Ontology annotation, biological process: glycolytic process; glyceraldehyde-3-phosphate biosynthetic process; gluconeogenesis. NCBI's taxonomy places the organism in Eukaryota, Metazoa, Chordata, Actinopteri, Perciformes, Cyclopteridae. The coding region runs from base 180 to 926 and encodes 248 amino acids.